UGGGAAGAAAAACUACAGUUCCCAUCAGUCUAUGCGAUCAAUUUGGCGUUUCAGGUUUUUAUUUCAUCAGAUCACAGCGAGUUCUUCUCCGUGCCCAAAUGCAGCUCCGUAUGGGGGGGCAAGUACCAGUAAGGGAAGGAGCAGCUCCUGGCCCAGCAGGGUAUCUCUGGACACUUUUUUAUCAUCCAUGGAUGGUGUGUAUCUUGGAAGCCAACCACUCAGGGUGGUAAUAGUUGGGGCUGGCUUUGCUGGACUUGGCGCAGCCACCACCUUGGCCAAACAUGGUGUGAGGGACUUGGUUAUCUUAGAAGCCUCAGACCGACCAGGCGGCCGGGUUUUAACGCACAAACCCACAGGUGACCCUGCCUUAGAACUUGGAGCCACGUGGAUCCACGGCCAGACGGACAAUCCGCUUUAUCAAAUGGCCAAAGAGAAAGGGUUGCUAGCAGACGACGGCUUUAACAUGGUUACCUGCCAGCCAAUAAGUGUCACCCCUCAGGAUUAUUUCUUUUCCGAAGACGGGAAGCUUCUCCCUGCCAAUGAAGUAGACCAGGUAACUUGCUUUUUUGGCCAAACCAUGGCCAAGAUUAAUCAGCAGGACUUCAAACCGGAAUGUGCAUCAUGGUCAGUCGGGAAGUAUCUGGACCGAGAGUUUGCAGCGUCCGCUAUUGCCAAGUCCGAGUCGUCCGAGGGCGUCUUUGAGUGGUGUAAGCGCAUAGAGUGUGUUGAUGAGGCUUGCAAUUCCAUGUAUGAGUUUUCGCUGAGUCAGCUGGGCCUCUAUACUGCACUAGAAGGACCUUUUUUCAACUCUUUAGGCAGUGGGGGCUACCAAGCUCUUCUCAACGUAUUGUUAGAUCAGCUUCCUCCAAAUUCUUUGCGUUGUUGUAAACCUGUAAAAUGUGUCCAAUGGGAAGGUUCUCCUCCAACAUCCAAGUCCAAACCUCCCGUCGUGGUCCUUUGUGAAGACGGAGAGGCAUUUCCAGCAGAUCAUGUGAUUGUCACAGUGUCUCUUGGUUGCUUGAAGGAACGAGCCUCAAGCCUUUUUGACCCACCGCUGCCCCAAGGGAAGAUGGAGGCUGUUGAAAGGCUAGGCUUUGGCACAGUGGCCAAGAUCUUCUUGGAGUUUUCUGAGCCCUUUUGGCCCGACGAUUGUGCUGGUAUACAACUAGUGUGGCAACAGGGACCAGAGAGCCCAGAGGGUUACACCGCUCACAACCAGGAGGACUUACUGAGAUCUGAGUGGUACAAGAAGAUCGGGGGGUUUGACUGUGUUCCUCUGCACCGUAGCAUUCUCUGUGGCUGGAUCACUGGGCUUGCUGCUGAGCAUAUGGAGACCCUGCCUGAGAAGGAGGUGGGAGACAUCUGUGUCAGGUGAGAGGGGCAGGACAGGUGGGGGGGGGCAGAACUUGGUUCUAACCAAAAGGACUGUUUUCCCAAUCAUAUUGGGACUUCUUGGCCUGUAGAGAUCUAUAUAACUUCUCAUUCUGGGCCAAACCCCACCAUCCUGCCUGACCAUGGGAGAGAGAGUACCAUGAAUCAGAGCUCUGGGUAAGUACAAGGGAUGCACCGAAUCCAGGAUUCGGCCAAGAUUUUGCCUUUUUCAGCAGGAUUUGGAUUUGGCCAAAAACUUUCACAAAGGAUUCGGGGUUCCGCCAGAUCCUAAGAUAGUGUAUUUGGUGCAUCCCUAGUAAGUACUGGGUUCAGAUGGGAUCAAGUUUCACUCGGUACAUACAGGGUUCAUUCGGGUCCCAUAGGCCUCUCAGGCCACACCCAGCCUCUGACCACCCAAAUCCCUCACCUGUUAGUACCACCCCUCUGGCAGCUGUCUGAACCCCACCAUUUUUCUUACAGAAGUCUCCUCCAGUUGUUUUGCACUUUGCACAACUCGGCCAACACAUUUUGAUUUGCUCCGUUAUUGCUGCUAUUACAUAAUCUGGCCAAUAGAGGGAGACAUUACCCCCAGGGUUUCUCUGUACCAGUAGCUGUACCUACCUGUGCCAGCCCUCCUGCCGUAUAGAUGUUGUGUUAUACGUCUCCCCCUGAUCUCACUCUGUAAGUGCUUAUCCACCCCUUCUACUAACUGCCAUUUCUAAUCUUUUGCCCCCUAUCUGUCUGCUACACGUUGGAUACAGAGCCGCCCCCUCACACUGCGAGUAGAAUCAUACCUAAUAUUCCUACUCACCGUCUAUAAUCCUUUAAUCCUCCCAUAUUCUUUUUGUUCUCAUUUACAGCUCUUGUAUUUUAUCUGCUCUGAUCUUGUAUUAAACUGUCUGAUUAUAUUUCCCGUAGCUUUCCCUUUAUUUCAUGCGCAGGUUCUAUUAUCUUUCCCUCUCUGCUGCCCUUGGAGUUCUACAUUGGUGUUUUCAAUGUGCUCUCCAGAUGCUUAUCUGUGUCACUCUAUUAUUAUUGUAUUCUUAACUCCAGACUUCCAGGUUAUUUAAUGAUAUUCUGUAUUAAUUGUUAUAAUUAAAAAAAUACACAACAGCCAA
Messenger RNA from Xenopus tropicalis (tropical clawed frog), 2489 nucleotides. Its product is annotated as provisional ortholog of polyamine oxidase. The record is from RefSeq and is marked predicted. Lineage: Eukaryota; Metazoa; Chordata; Amphibia; Anura; Pipidae. Gene Ontology annotation, molecular function: oxidoreductase activity.